ACUACUGACACUUCAUUUGUUUACAUAUCAAAUAGUUGUGAUUAUUUAAGGUCGAUAUAUUAUUUGUCAUGGCUUCAUCAAAAGGCUCAAAACGAUUGAAAUGGGCUCUUGAUUUUUCUCACAAAAAUAAACUGGAAAAAAGCGUAGACAUAGCACCGCCACCAGGAUACAUGCAUGGAGUUGCCCAAGCUUACAGCACAGAUCAUUCCAGGGAUUCAAAUUCAAAUCAUUUGAUAAUGAAAAAGUCGUGGGACUUGGCAAUCGGGCCUCUUAAACAAGUGCCCAUGAAUCUUUUUAUCAUGUAUAUGGCUGGAAAUUCUAUAUCGAUAUUUCCUAUCAUGAUGGUUGGAAUGUUUCUUAUCAGGCCAGUCAAAGCAUUAUUCACGCUCCAACAAACUUUUAAAGUUAUCGAAGGAACAAAUGCAUUUGGUCAAAAGUUUGUAUUUGGCUUGGGUCAAGUUGUGAACAUAAUGCUAGCUCUCUAUAAAUGUCAAUCAAUGGGUCUCUUACCAACUCAUGCAUCCGAUUGGCUUGCGUUUGUAGAACCUCAAACCAGUCUCGAAUAUUCUGGUGGUGGUUUCUCAUACUUGUAAUGUUCUUGUUGGUUUACAUAAAUGAACUCGUGAUAAAAGAAAAUAAAUUAUUCUUUAAU
Molecule: messenger RNA, 652 nt
Organism: Copidosoma floridanum
Lineage: Eukaryota; Metazoa; Arthropoda; Insecta; Hymenoptera; Encyrtidae
Gene: EMC4
Product: ER membrane protein complex subunit 4
Source: RefSeq, a predicted model, not a curated record